Messenger RNA from Silurus meridionalis, 1466 nucleotides. RefSeq names its product phospholipid phosphatase 5 (gene plpp5). Gene Ontology annotation, biological process: phospholipid metabolic process. NCBI's taxonomy places the organism in Eukaryota, Metazoa, Chordata, Actinopteri, Siluriformes, Siluridae. Gene Ontology annotation, molecular function: phosphatidate phosphatase activity. The transcript is spliced from 8 exons. The record is from RefSeq and is a predicted model, not a curated record. Bases 347 to 1147 code for a protein of 266 amino acids.
CGCUGAGUAGGAGACAGGAAGCGGAUUCGGAUACAGCCAUGUGUACCACACACAAGCUCUUACUUCUAACAGCCUCCAGGUGGCGUGAGACCUGAGUGACGUGUAAAUGUGUCUCUGCCGGCCCGGGCUGGUCUCUCCUCACCAGGAGAAGAAGAAUAAGGAUCUGCACCUUCUUUAGUCACUCUGGACAUGUAGAGCAUGUAGGUGUUUACUUCUACAUGAGGAACCGCAUCCACAUCAACCUCCUCGCCUCGCGCGCUUCCUGUUUAAGACGAGCUGGAAAUAGAGGAGCGAGUCUUCAUCAUUCCAGGUGGAGCAGGUGACUGGGACACACCAGAUUCCAAAGAUGAGGAAGAGUUUGGACCAGGAGUUCAUUACUGAAGUGUUUGUUCGCCUGCUGCUGUUGGCUGUCUUUAUAGUAACUGAGAAACUGGCUCCAUUCACACGCCAGAUCCAGCCGGAGGAGAUCUGGCUUUACAGGUUCCAGCACGUGAAGAAUGACCACGUUCCUACCUCACUCAUGUUCAGCAUUGCUCUUUUCACACCGCUGGUCACCAUUCUGCUUUUUGCAUUCCUGAGAAGAACUGAAAAGGGCGAGGUGAAGGAGGCGUCGCUAGCUGUGACGUUGACUCUGCUUCUGAACGGAGUAUUCACCAACGCAGUGAAGCUCACUGUGGGAAGGCCGCGUCCCGAUUUCUUCUACCGCUGCUUUCCAGAUGGUCAGAUGAACGCAGAGUUCCAGUGCAGCGGCGACUCUGAAAUGGUGACAGAAGGGAGGAAGAGUUUCCCCAGUGGACACUCAUCAUUUGCAUUUGCUGGCCUCGGCUUUACGGCUCUUUUCGUGGCUGGGAAGCUCCACUGUUUCAGUCCGGCCGGUCGGGGAAAAGCGUGGCGUCUCUGUGCGUUCCUCACGCCUCUACUCUGUGCUGUCUUGAUCGCCGUCUCCAGAACUUGCGACUACAAACAUCACUGGCAAGAUGUAUUAGUGGGGUCGCUGCUGGGUUUGAUUUUCUCGUAUCUGUGCUACCGGCAACAUUAUCCGUCGCUCACCGAAACCGAUUCCCACAAACCCCUACGGUUCAGAGACGCACUUCUCUCAGCACAGGAACGCAAACAGGCCGCGGCAGGAUUUCUCCUGCCUCUGUAGAGGUUUCAGUAGCAUCUAAGCUAAUCUUGAACUGUGUGAUGGACAUGUCCUCAUUCACAGCCCUCAAACUAAUGCUGCCAAUGUGUGUGUGGGACCGAGACUGAGAUGUUCCUGUUUCAGUCUGACCUUCUUAAGAACAUACAAAAUAAUUGUUUGUGUAUUAUUAUUAUUAUUAUUAUUAUUAUAUAUGUAUUUCAAUUUGUAUUCGAAUAGUCUGGGUUGGGGGGGAGGGGGGUCUUUAACAUGUUUGUACGUCAUUUGUUCACAUGGACUUCACAUUAUAGUUAUAAUGGGGUCUCAAUAAAACGUUUGGAAAGUU